Galdieria sulphuraria is the source of this 1504-nucleotide messenger RNA. Its product is annotated as amino acid transporter, AAAP family. Lineage: Eukaryota; Rhodophyta; Bangiophyceae; Galdieriales; Galdieriaceae. Gene Ontology annotation, biological process: amino acid transmembrane transport. The coding region runs from base 117 to 1409 and encodes 430 amino acids. The transcript has 3 exons. Gene Ontology annotation, molecular function: amino acid transmembrane transporter activity. The record is from RefSeq and is a predicted model, not a curated record. Gene Ontology annotation, cellular component: vacuolar membrane.
ACGGAUUUGAUCAACUGACUCCAUUAACGGAAAUGAACUGUUUGUCUAUGGGACAAUUCAUUUCACAGGGUUUAAACUGAAUCGGAUUUUUAAUUUGCUCCUGUUAUAGAUUUACAAUGGAAGCCGGCGUUUUCAAGGAGGAAGUAUACUUGAAAGAAAGUAUUUCGAUAGAGGAUCAAGUUACAAAAAACGAGUCAAAAGUUGAGUUGCAUGGCCCCGAAGAUUAUCUUCUAGAUGGGACCUUAAGAAGGCCUCAUAUGGAAUGGUGGAGAACAGUCUUUUUAAUUCUCGGAGAUAUACUUGGAACGGGGAUAUUGGCAAUACCCUCUGGGAUGGCAUCCAUGGGCUGGUUAUUGGGUACACUUUUUCUAGUGGUAAUGUGUGGAAUAUUUAUCUACUGUGGUCUUUUGUUAUACAAGAUGAGACUCAUGUUUCCUCAUAUUCGAACUUAUGGAGACUUGGGAAGGCAAGUUUACGGUAAAUGGGGAGAAUGGGCUGUAUAUCUUAUUCAGUACACAAGUUUGUUUCUUGUAUUACCGGUUUAUUUGCUCGUUGCAUCCACUGCUCUUCGAGAUACUGUAUCUCCAAAUUCAUGUCUGAUUAUAUGGAUGUUCGUAAAUUCAGGAAUACUUAUUCUGUUUAUGCAGACCAGAACACUUCGCUUUAUGGCCUGGUAUUCCUUAGUUGGAACAAUUGCUAUCUGUGUUACACUAGUCAUUGCUAUAGUUCAAAUUAUAAUCGAUGCUUUUUCUAGUAAUACUCACGGGCAACUGAUAAGUUCUGGAGGCUUUGAAAAUGGUCUCGUCGGUUCUGGAGAUAUCAUUUUCGCCUAUUCCGGCAUUUAUGUCUUCAUUGAAUUCAUGGAUGAAAUGAAACAGCCACAAGAUUUUUCCAAGGCUAUUUACACGGCGAACAUUUUCACUUUUUUUCGCUUACACCAUCGUUGGAAUACUUGGUUACGCGUGAAAAGAAUAGCAAAUGGCUUCUUAUGGCUUCACGUUUUGGUGGCUUUUGUUGUACAUGCAUUGGUAUUUAACAGAGCGGUAGCUGUUCGCUUUUGUAAAAAAUAUGUGGACGAUUUUCAUCUCAAAGGACUGCUGGCUUGGUUCACAGUGACAUUCGUGUCCACAGGCCUUUCUUUGUUGCUCAACAUCUUCUUUCCCUAUUUGAGUGACAUUGAGUCUCUCGGAGGAACUUUGUUUUCACCAAUUACUGGCUUCUUGUAUCCCAACUUGUUCUAUUGGAAAUGCACGGGUUCCACGAUGAGCACGAAAAGGAAGCUAUUUGGCUGGUUUAUACUGGCUGUAUUUGGCAUUGGAUAUACUAUACUGGGAACUUAUGGCACAAUAUAUUCCAUGGUUCAAAAUGUCGGUGCUUCACCUCUACUGUACAAAUGCCUUUCGUCAUAGCCAUUUCUCAUGAAUUUUUUCACGGUCAAUGCAAGUUCUUUCUCUUACGCUUGAUUUGUCUGGUUGUGUUGUUUGAUAAAGAAAUGUGAGAAGAA